AUGGCUACUCUAUCUGGGUCGUUUGUUAGUCGUCAAUGUAAAAUGAAUUAUAUAUUACUAUCUGAUAUAAUGAAAUAUGCUACUUGUAGCAGUUCAUCGAGAAAUUUUAUAGAAGGAGAACAAGUAUUACUAGCAGGACACGUCAUUUUAUGUGGUGAUCAAGAUAAUGAUCAAUUGUUUACCGAUGAAGAAGAAGAAGAAAUAAUGGAUGAAGAAGGAACAGAUGGUGAAGGAACAGAGGCAGAAGAAGAAGGAACAGAAAUGAACGACCAGAACAUUGAAUUGGCAGCAAAACUUCAAGUAUCAAGAUUCGGAAUAUGUUAUGUUUGUGAAGAAAUAGGUCUAGAAUACAGCAGCAUAUACUUAUGUUGCGAGUGCGAGUCAAAAAUAGAAGAACUGGUUGAAAAGGCGCAAACAGCCUUCUGCCGUGAUGGAUGUCCCAAAAAUUGUUCUUCCUGUCUUCUUUCUAUUGUUUUCCAAUACUUGAACGUGAAUAAUAUUUAUACAUAUGAGAAAAUCGAUUACAAUUUGGAAUUAAUGAUAGAGUAUGUGUAUGGAGGAUCGGAAGACAAGUCUUUGGAAGAAACAGGUGCCGAUGCUCACUUCGCCAAAUACAUGGAUCGGUGUUGGGAGCGAUAUGUUCAAUGGAUCUGGGAGCAGAAAGACAUCUUUCAACUGAACGUCGACCAAGUGAUCGUUCUUUUAAAAGCAAAUGGCAACAAAGGAAGGUACCUAACAGCAAUAGCCGAUCAAUUAGGCAAAGGGCCAGCCUUCAAAGUAGACGGGGGAUACAUCAAUCCAGAUGACAUAAAAUUUUGCGAGCAUAGAUGCUUGCUCAUUAUUAUCCUGAAAACAGCCACACAGAUGUUCGAUUUAAAAUUUACAUUUUACCAUUUGUAUCUCCUAAAGUUGGUUUGCCUCUUCAAGUUAGACGAGACAGCAAGUGGAGCGAGUAUCGCUCAUCCAGAAGCAACGAUAUUAGCUGAAGAAUAUUCGAUCUUAUUAAAGAAAAUAUGCGAAGUAGAAGUGCAAGUGGUAACAGUCGAAGAAGUUAUGAGUUUGGUACAGUUCCUUGACAAGGAAAUGACCAUCAGAGAUGAAAACAGUAAGACAGUGGAAAGACAUAUCGAGGAUUUAUUGGAGGAAAAUAGAGGAAAGAUCAGUUUUCAACCUCCACGCCCACUCGGAAACAAAAGUAUUUCAUAUCGCUUCAUAAAUGAAGGCUUCGCUCGAUGUCUGUUGAAAACAAGGAAGUACCUCUUGAAUCACUUUACUGUGCAUGAUUCUCGAAGCUUGAUUCAAGCCAAUAUAAUCAAAGUGGUGCUGUUUAUUCGCGCAAUGAGUGAUAUUCCAGAAUCGUCGCCCUACGAUGAUGAAAUCGCCUCAGAAUUGAAGUAUAUGAUUCAAAAUAUAAAAGACACUGCCUAUCGAAUGGGAUUACAUGAGGGAAACCCAUUAGUACCAACGCAAGUGGUGUUGUUGACGGAUCCGGGUGAUCAAGAUAAUGAUCAAUUGUUUACCGAUGAAGAAGAAGAAGCUACGCACGUCGAAUCGUGUUUAGUAAGACCCUGCGUAACCUAG
Centruroides sculpturatus (bark scorpion) is the source of this 1581-nucleotide messenger RNA. RefSeq lists its product as uncharacterized. Bases 1 to 1581 code for a protein of 526 amino acids. NCBI's taxonomy places the organism in Eukaryota, Metazoa, Arthropoda, Arachnida, Scorpiones, Buthidae. The transcript has 11 exons. The record is from RefSeq and is a predicted model, not a curated record.